Messenger RNA from Oncorhynchus masou masou (cherry salmon), 1164 nucleotides. RefSeq names its product transmembrane protein 178B-like. The record is from RefSeq and is a predicted model, not a curated record. Gene Ontology annotation, cellular component: membrane. The transcript has 3 exons. Lineage: Eukaryota; Metazoa; Chordata; Actinopteri; Salmoniformes; Salmonidae. Bases 616 to 1164 code for a protein of 182 amino acids.
GUUUGAAGACAUCUGGAACGUAGAGUUUUAAAUAAUCCCAUUGGAACGUAAAGCUACGCCGAAGUCGCGUCGUUCUGAGCGGUUUUCGACUCGAACUGAAACGCUUUGGAAAAAAAACUAUUGUGUUCUGCGUGGACGUUUGUUGCUGUCUCGCCCCAUUCCGCCUAAUCGCAGCAGAUGGAGGGUUGCUGAGAGCCGGGGAGUGAGAUCAGCAUCUUUUCACUCGUCGAGGCAGCAUCCGAACAGCUGCAGCUGCUCGCUCCCUCUCUCCCGAUCACUCUCUCCAGAUCACUCUCUCCCGUACAGCAGGAAAGAACGGAACGGAACACUAUUUUACAGCAAGGACCUUGCCUUAUUCGGUAGAUUCAACGAAUUUUAUGAUUUGCAACCUAGACUUAAAUUCUAUUUGCUCAUGGUUGUAACCUCGAUGAUGGUCUUGCUAUCGGCGCCAAGGGGAGAUGUAAACUGAUUCGUUGGAGGUGGGUUGUAGCCGUAGCAGCGCUGUGCUGACUGACAAAGCGACAGACCGAGAGCGCGAGGAGAGGAGAGCAGAGGAGCUGUCCAUAGGCUGGUGGUGCUGAUGCGGUGGCUCUGAGAAAAGCAGAGAAACCGAGCAUGGCUGCAGGGAAGUUACUGCUCUACGCCGGCCUGUCCCUCUCUCUGUGCGCCCUAGGAAUGCUAGCAGUGGCGAUCUGUUCCGACCACUGGUACGAGACUGACGCGCGGAGGUAUCGGGAGCGCUGUCGGAGCUUCUCCAGCCGUAAGAACCCAGGCUUUAUCUACAUCCCCAACAACAGCCUCCCUCUGCGGGCUAGCCGCUCCAGACUGGACCGCUGGGAGGACAAGCUGCUCCUAGCCCGGAACAGAAGGCAGCUGUUCGCUAUGUCCGCCGCGGACGAGUGUAGCAGGCAGUACAACUCCACCAACAUGGGACUGUGGAGCAAAUGCCACCGACUGGGCUUCGACCAGGACACAGAAGACCUCAUUCGCAAAGAUCACCUCAAGCACGGGAGUCUCAGUAGCAGCAGGCUGUGGAGGGUUGGCUCGCCCUCACAGGGUGUCCAAUUUAACUCCCCCAGUGGAGCCAUGGGUUCCCCAGGGAGCAUGGUAAUCCAAUCCCAGGCUUUCCUUAGGCCUCAGGUGGGAGGCUCUGGGGUAGACUGA